AUGGGUCGGUUCGGGUGGCUCAGGCAUGCGUCGAGGUUCCUUGAGCCCCGGUCGGGCGAGGUGGCCGUGCAGAGGUGCGCAUGGAUUCAGCGGAACACACCUUGCAGCUCUACGGGCAUCUAUAUUGGCGAUAAGUUCUAUGGUCGAUUCAUGUUGACACCAUUUGUAUUGAGCCGGAGUUUUCAUGCUACAGGUCACCGUUGUUCAAAACACAAGGACUACUACAAAAUUCUUGGUGUUCCUAAGGAUGCAUCGCAGGAUGACAUCAAGAAGGCAUUUCAUUCCCUUGCCAAAAAGUAUCAUCCGGACACAAAUAGAGGCAAUGCUGGUGCAAAAAGGAUGUUUCAGGAAAUAAGAGAUGCAUAUGAGACACUACGGGAUUCUUCAAAGAGAGAGCAAUAUGACAUGCUAUUUUCUAGAGGGUCAAGGCCGGAGUUUGAUGGGUCCUAUCAUGACACAUUCUCGGGAUCCAACAAUCAGAGACAUGACCCUUUCACAGAAUUCCACAGACAGAAUGAUGGUCAUUUCUCUAGUAAAUUCUAUAAAAUAUUUUCUGAGGUUUUCCAGCAAGACAUAAACGUGCAGGCAAAUGAUAUUAAGGUAGAAUUGAAUCUGUCUUUUAGCGAAGCUGCCAAUGGCUGCAUAAAGCAAGUGUCCUAUCAUGCAAAAAAUGUUUGUGAUUCAUGUGGUGGGAGAGGUCACUUGCCAAAUGCAAAGAUAUAUGUUUGUCCCUCAUGUAAAGGUUUGGGAAGAGUCACUAUGUAUCCAUUCACAUCUGUUUGUAGUUCUUGCAGAGGUGUUGGGAAAGUAAUAAAGGAUUACUGCUUGACAUGCCAAGGUUCAGGGGUGGUAGAUGGUAUGAAACAUGUAAAAUUGGAUAUACCAGCAGGACUUGAUUCUGGUGACACAAUCAAUGUACCGGAGGCUGGAGAUAGUGGUGGACUUGGUGUCCAAUCUGGAAAUUUACACAUCAAAAUUCAAGUAGGAAUUGAUCCUGUGUUUACCCGAGAUGGUGCUGACAUCCAUGUCGAUAAAAGGAUAAGCUUCACACAGGCAAUGCUUGGUGGAAACGUUGAAGUACCUACUUUAAAUGGGAAAACAGAAGUGAAGAUACCCAAAGGAGUCCAACCAGGGCAAGUUGUAGUUUUAAGGGGGAAAGGAUUGCCAGAUCCGUCAGGAUACUUCGGGGACCAAUAUGUCCGAUUCCGAAUUCAUUUUCCCUCGGUGGUUACUGAACGUCAGCGUGUGCUGCUGGAAGAAUUUGCAGUAGAGGAAGCCACGAAAGAACAGAACACUUUUGUAGCAGGAAAUUGGUGGCGGCUAGUUGCAGAAAAUAUGACAAGGCAAAAUGUCAUGAUCGGAGUCAGCAUCCUCCUACUGAUUCACCUGAUGCUGAGCAAGGCUAUGAGCUAA
This is a messenger RNA of Miscanthus lutarioriparius, 1413 nucleotides long. Lineage: Eukaryota; Viridiplantae; Streptophyta; Magnoliopsida; Poales; Poaceae. The record is from the annotation of a GenBank genome assembly.